Molecule: messenger RNA, 12716 nt
Organism: Ceratina calcarata
Lineage: Eukaryota; Metazoa; Arthropoda; Insecta; Hymenoptera; Apidae
Product: mucin-17
Exons: 3
Coding region: 1275-10655 (3126 amino acids)
Source: RefSeq, a predicted model, not a curated record
GAAGUAUCACACAUCCAUCCCAUCCACCGUACAGAGCCCCGUUGCAUGUCGGGAAACUUGAACAUGUACGUACGUCGUAGGAGCGACGUAGAGCGUUGAAUGUGUCGAUUCCGUUCGGGGUUGGCUUGCACUUUUCGCGGUUAUAUGUGCGCGCAGCAACGUCGCGUGGUCGGUUAUCAAAGUUCGCGAAAGUCUCCUGGCGUAUAGUGACUGAGAGUGAUAAGAGGCGAGGCGAAAAGGGAAAUCUUCUCCUUUUCUUGGGACGCUCGCCAAUUUCGGUGGUGCAUAGGACUUAUCGCGGCGCGUCGUUCUUAACAAACAAGAGUGCCCCGGAGAACCUCGUAAACUUCUUGAUGUGCAUCUGUGUGCGGUAUAUACCGUCUGGUCCAAUCACGGAAUUCGCGGGCUAAGAUGCCCGACGUGGCUCCCGUGGACAACGUCGGCAUCGAGAUCAGGAUCAACGAAGCGGUGCACGACGAGUGGAGCGACGCUCGCUCCUGGUUUCCCGCGAACCACAUCGCCGAUCUAAUUUUCAUGUAUACCCGUGCAUAUGGGUGAACAAUUUUCUGUGUUUUGAAACAUCGAACAGUGAUUAGAAAUUAACUGAAUGUUCCCGAAAAAAAUAAAAUAAAGGAUCAUUCGUGCGUUACAUGCAACCGCCGAUGAUAACUGCUAUUUGUUGUUCAAGAUAAUCGUGUAUGGAAAGAACGAUAAUUUAGUAGCGUAUUAUUAAUUAUUUCAUUUAGUUUCAUGUGCUCCUAAUGAAAAUACACAUUGUAAAAUGUUUAUAUCUGGUGCAGAUGGUGGAUCUGUGAAGAGGACAUAUUAAUUACUCAGUAAAUAUAUUCUUUGGAAGAUUUAAUAGAGACUCGAUUGUCUUUUGUAUUUACACUACUUAAUAAUAGUAUACAUGAAAAAAGUAAUUAUAUUGUGAUAGAAUGUUCGUUCAGGCUAAGUGAAAAAUGAAGCAAAUGUAAAUGUAAGGUGCCCAAGAGCGUAAGGAAACUGUAUAGUCGUUUGACAAUUACAUGUUCCGUUUGUUUUAUACAGUUUUGGACACGAGUAUGCAUAAACUGAUAUGCGUUUUAAAUGAACCAAAAUAAUCUGUUAAUGCUGGAUCUUAAGACUAUAUUCUGAACAAGAGAUCAAUUCUCUUGUAUUCUUAUAGACAAGAAUAGCUAACUGUCGAUGGUGCUCUUUCUAAACAAAGAAAGUAUAAAACAUAUUUACGUUGAAUUUCAAUGCUGACCUUGUGAAGGAAUAAUCUUUUAAAAAUGUGUGAACAAACGGAAAUUAACUACCUGGACGGGGAUGUCGUUUGGGUAAAACUCGGUGCUUGUUGGUGGCCAGGACAAGUUACUGGGUUUGACAAUUUACCUGAAGACAUUCAACAGGAGUUUAAAAAGAAACCUUUAAUCGCUGCUGUAAAAUUCUUUCAAGAAGAUACAUAUGAAUUCGUCAAGAACUAUCAACAGAUUUACAAAUAUAAUUGUACCCUUAAAGAUGACUUUAUCAGAAAAGGAUUAGAUAAAUAUAGAAGUAAAAGCAAAGUUGGAUCCAGAUACAUGGAUAAGUUUCCGGGAGAUGUGGAAAUGGCUGAAAAAUUGACAGGAGGCGAUCCUGACAUAUUAAACAGUGAUAAAUUUUCUCCAGAAGAGAAACCAGAUAUAUCAGCUUUGUUUGGGGAAAAGAAGAUUCCUAAAAAGAAACGGGAGCGCGAGGAAAGUCACAGAAAAAGUGAUAGUAUCGAUGUUAUACGAAAAAUUACGCAUCCACGAUUUUUAAGAGAGAGUGAUCAUGAGGUUCGAAUUCGUCAGCAACCUAGCAGUUUGUCAUCUACACCGACCAGUACUGGUUCUCCAGUUUAUCCUUGUCAUUUGUGCACCUUUACAUCUUCGCGAAUCAACGUUAUCAUUUGUCACAUAAAGAGUCAUAGAUCUGGAAGUGGUUCACCAAUUUCAAAAUCAAAGGUGAAAACUUAUUCCCAAUAUAAAAGCAGAUACUCCGACGACUCUUUGGAUACUCCGAAAAGAAAAUAUGCGAAAAAGGAAAAGAGUCACUCGAGUAAAAGUAAAAGCGGUAGCGAAUCCAGUAAAAGGAAACAGGCUAAACAAAGUGAAAAGACGGCUAAAAAGAAAAAAACGUCGGAUCCGAAAAUUCGUGAUACUAUAUUAGCGGAUUGGGAAGAUGAAUCAGAAGAGGAAAUUAGCUUGAAUCAGAGCAAAGUUACGGAUUCGGAAUCAGCGAACGAAUCACCGAUGAAAGCUCAGUUUAAUUUUGACAAAUCCGAAGAAUCCAUUGAGAAGAAUAAUGCAAUGCCAGAUGCAAACGAAAUCAUCGCAGAAACUGAAAAAUUACUCAAGGAAACUGAGAAGUUAACUGCAAUUGAUAUAAUAGAUGAUUCUUCAUCCGACAGUACUACUACGUCAAAGCAUUUUCGAUCAAGUCUUUUUGAUAAGCAAACGAAAUCAGAUAAAUCUGAGAAAAUAUCUGAUGCUGAAAGUAGUGAAUCUACUAACAAAUCACCGACCAAGGAAACUCCUAAUACUGACAAUGAAAGUAAACUUGACACAUCUAAUGAGGAUGUUAAGAAAUCACUAUUAUCUUGUUUCGAUUUCCAUGAGGAAGAACCAUCUAUACCUCCGGUAAGGAAAAAAGCACGUGCAUUUCAUCAGAAAAAAGAGAUAAUAAAAGAAUUCGAAUUGAGUCAGAAGAUAGAACAGGAAAAGGAAAUUGAAAAUGAUAAAUCUGAAGAUGAAAGUAACAAUAUUAGUCUUAAAGAAGAUGAAAAAUUAGACACGCAAUUAUCUUCGAGUGAGAAGGGAAAGAAUGAUGAUAUUGCGAAUGAUGAUGAACAAAUAAAAAAUGAAGUUGAACAAGUAAACCAGACGUCUAAAUCUGCGAAUGUAUCAGAAGAUGCACAGAAGAAAUCCUGUAUUACUACUUCUGAUACGGAAGUACAGAUUGUUGAAAUACUUGACGUCGAAAAAGCCGAAACAGAUUUGAAAAUUAUCGAGACUCAAAAUGUCGUUGAAACAAAUGAAACAGCUGUUAAAGUAAAUGCAGUGCCAGAUUCUAAUAAAGAAUUGUUAGAAGAUAGAAAUUUAAGUGUAAAAAAUAAUUUUAACGACGACGAACCAUUGGAAUGUAAGAAAAUAAAUGUUACUGAGGAUACAAAGGACAAAGAACAAAAAACACUAAAGGAGUCAGAAGCUGCAUCAUCUGAACGAUCUACGAUAGAAACAGAGGAUGAAACUGUAUCUGAAACCACUGAAACGCUCCCCGAACAGAGUGAAAAUUCAGAUGCAGACACAUUGGAUCAAGAUCAAGUGCCUAUUUCAAAUUCGACCACCGUUUUAUUAAACAACAAUCAGACGAAUGUUGAACCACAAGUUCGUAGGCGUAGAGGUAGACCAAGAAAAUCGGAAUCUAUUCGUACUAGUAUCAGCGGAAGUCCCAGUGGUAGCGAAAGUCCACGAACAAAGGAGAUCAAGAACAGCCCGAAAUUUUUCGACAAAUUUGAGAUAGAGCAUAAAACUUCAGAAUCUGAUAGUGAUCGUUCGCAUAGCGGCAGAAAACGAAAACCGAACAAGAAAUACUUAGAAUCCGAUAUAUAUGUGCAGGAUGUGGAUAAAAAAGUUCAUAAGACUGAUGAGAGUCAAUCUGAGACCGAAGAGAAAGAAAUAACAAGAAAUAAAUCAAAAAGAAUAAAAAGAUCUAUAAAGCCUGAUAAAGAUAUUACCGAGAAAGUUGAUCUUAAAGAAGAAAAAGAAGUAGAAAUUUCCUGCGGCUUAGUAGAUACAACAGGAAAUGAUGUGAAAUCUUCAAAUAUAGAAUUAAAGAAUGAUUUUCUUGAAGAUAGUACGACAAACCAAAUGUCCGUUGAGUUGAAUGAACUUAAUGAUAAUCAAACUCCUACUGGAAGUUCCAAGCAAUUGGAAACAUCAAGCGAGGAAAAAAUAUUCUUGACACAAUCUGAUGAGAAGAAAAUUGACUUUAAUGAUGCUAAAUCUGUAACAGUAGAAGAUAUGAAUUUUGAACAAGAGAAAGCUACGGAUAAUGAUAGUGAAAAUAUAUCUGGGAAUUUGCAACAAGAAGAUUUAAAACAAGAUUUAAAAGACUCUGAUACAGAAUCCCUCAGUGCACAAGUAGAACUUACAUCUGAGAAAGAAAUAUCUCAACAACUAGACACCUUAAAAGCUGUAGAUAUGCUUCCCCCUAAAAAAUCUCAAAUAAAGAAGUUCGAAUUAGCGCAACUGGAUUUUCUUGAUACAGAUGUCUCUACAAGCAAACUUGUAGAUUCUGAUGCAGAUAACAAACAAGACAAAUUGAAAAAUAUUAAUACGGAAAAGAUUGAAAGUAAAGCAGAUUCUGAAUUCUCUGAUCCCUUAAAACAAGAACAAACUUUAAUUCCAGAUCAAGUAGAAGUAGAGGUUAAAACUGUAGAGAACGUAGAAGUUCCAAAGCAAGAGAAGGAAGAAAAUAAAUUGCCGGAUGCUGAUAUAAAUGCGGCAGUUAGUCAAGAUUUAAAGAAAACGGAAACAAAAACAUCGAAAAAAGAAGAACUUAAAUUAAUUAAAUCGGAGAAGAUGGAAAAAAUAACCAAAGAACCAAUAAUUGUAUCGAACGAUCAACAGGUUCCAAAAGAACAGAAAAAGACAUCCUUACAAACGAAACAUAAGAGCAAAUUCAUACCAGAUAUUAGUAGUAAAUCAAAGAAAGCUAAAGGAUUAUUUCCUGAUGAAGAAUCAACAAAUACAUUCCAAGAAGCUUUCUUAAAAACUUUACAUAUAGAUAAGAAGCCUGGAGCAACUGAUGAUUCUGACAAUGCUGAAAAAGGAAAGAAGGUUAAGAAAAUUGCGAAGAAGAAACCAGAAGAGGAAGAUACACAUCUCUCUCGUGAAACACCUAAAAAAAGUGAGGAUUCAAAUAUUCCAGUAGAUUUUACUGAUCUGUCUCAAAAUAAUAAUUCUCAAAUUACAGUUGUGAGUACUUUUGAGGGCAUGGCAGUAGUCGUUGACCAAAAUCUUCAAAUUGAGGCGAAACCUGAUGAUCCUGUGGUUCAAAGUGUGGAACAACUUCCAUCGAAAUCACUAGUGCAACCGUCUGUUAUUGAAGACAACUUUAAAUCUAUUGCUUCAGAUGCACAGAAGAUGGAUGAUUCUUCAAGACGAUCAACUUCUACGCCAUCACCGUCAUCUGAUGUUGCUGUACCGGUAAAAAAGCGUGAAAUGCCAAGAAUAAUCGAAAAUGUAAUACUAACUGAACCGAUGCAAAUUUUGAAAUCUAAGUUACUAGACAAAUUGCCUCAGAAGAGUGUGAAACAUAAGUUAGAAGCGGAAACGACAAAAAAAUCAGAUCAAAAAGGUAGUCCAAAACCAAAGAUAAUGAAGAUCGAGUCCAUGUCUCCUAACAUCAAAAUAAAAAGUAGUUCAAAGGUUACAACUUCUCAUUUGAGCUUGACUAAGAAGUUACAAGUCCUAAAAGCCGAAGAAGCGGAAACAGCUGCAAUGAUAGAAGCACAAAACGAGCAAUUAGGUGUGAAAACGUCAAAAAGUUCCGCUACGACGACCGCAGGUGGGAAAUUUAUUCAACAAAGUUCGCAAAGCCUAGCGGAUAUGGAGUUAGAUAUAAAUUCUAUGCCGUUUGUCUUGAGCGAUGACGUUUUAACUCCCGAAAGUAUCGAACAAAUGCCCGUGGUUAUAUCAUCUAUUAUACCACCAUCUAACACGAUUCCGACAACAUUGUCCUUUACACCUACAACGCAGAUUGUAUCACCUACUCAAACUCAAUUCACACUAAACGAAAGUACAAGCGAGCUAUCGCCUACGAAGAAGAAAAGCGGGACCCCUGCAAUUUUGAAAAAUAAAGCUAAAGCAAAGCCUACGAUUACUAGCAUGAAAACAUUGGUACCGCCACUUACAGGCGGCGUGAAAGGUAUAAAAUUCCAAAGUACGCCGACAACGAGCAAAGUAUCGCCGCUUUUAAUGCAGAAAAGUACAACAGGAAAGUAUGUGGUUGUACAAACUUCUAGUGGACAGCAGUUGCGUUACAGUGUUCAAGGUAAAACAGGUACACAACAAAAGAUUGCCAUCCCAUCUAGUAAAGGUACUGGAAACGCGCAAGUAGUUCAUCAGGGUGGCAAAGUAGUUAUAUUAACAUCGGCGCAGUCAGGACAAACCAAAAUGUUACCUUUGAAUAUAUCCAAACAAUUAAGUGGAAAAGCAGUUCAAAGAUUUAUGACGAGUAAGGGUCCAGUAUUAUGUCCUAUUAGCCCUCAGGGCCUAAUAAAUUCGAAAACAGUCAUUGCACCGAAAGGUGAUGGUUCUUCGCCGACAACCUCCAAACUACCUGCAGGACACAAAAUAAUUAGCACACAAGGUAUAAUCACUUCGAAAGGUGUUUUAACUCCAAUCUCGGGAACAAUUGGGAAGACAGCACUGUUAGGAACAUUGUCUCAAGGAAUUCUUACGAAGGGUGGAAUUUAUACACCAAUCAGCACUUCCACGUUAAGCGGAAAAACCAUCCUUGGAUCAAAAACUCUUGUUACGAAGGGUGCAACAAUAUUAUCUCCACAGAAUUUGGGUGCCUCCAAAGCUAUUUUGACUCCCAUAUCUCAAGCUAUCGCCGGGAAAACGAUUUUAACCACUCAAGGUAUCGUGAGUACCAAGGGUACCGUUUUGACACCGAUAACAGGGCAACAGGUGAAAGCCAUCGCAGCAAAGAGUCCAUCUAAAAAGGUGCAAUAUCAAUCUGUACAACAAAAAGUGCAGCUGCCUAUGUUACAGAAGUCGCAGAAGAUUCCAAUGUCUGCUACCACGCAAGGAAAAUCCGGACAAAUUAAAACCACUAGUACAGUGGUAUUACAAAAUACUGUUCCUACACAAAAAAUUAUACAUGGGAAGAAUGUUAUUAAGCAAACAAUUAUACAAGGUUCUCCUCUUCAAAGUAUCGUGUCCCAAGCCAAUAUACAGCAAACAGCAGGCACUAGUCCACAAGUUCAACAGAAAGGAAUGGUCGUGUCUUCGUCAUCGGUACAAAAGCUCAUUGUGCCACGUUCCGCUCGGCAACAAAAAGCGCAACAGAAAAUUGUUGUCCAGAAAGUACAAGAACCUGCAAUUACGACUGUCCAAAGUGUCCAAUCGAAACAAACCGUAUCAGUACCAAUGACUAGUGUAUCUAAAGCAACGGUUCAACAAAAGCAAACACCUAGUACCGCAACAAAAGUCACCACAAAGAGCCACGUGAUGGGUAAGACUGCUGUGCAGCAACAGAAGAAUUUCUUAAAUAUUGGGAUGAACUCUGUGACUGCAGCUAACGUGAGUACAAAUAUUCCUACAACUUUGUCUCUACCACCUUUGGAACCUAUCGAGUCUGAAAAGAAACCGAAAGUGGAAAAUGUAUUUGCUGAAUCUGUCCAAAAGGAGCAACAGCCCAAGGCAGAAAAGUCCACCGUCGACAGCGGUGGUGAAGCAGACAAGAUAGAAGAACCAAAAGUAGCGACACAGCCACAGAUAAUGGCGUUGCCGACGGAAAGUAGCGAUGGAACGCAGACCUACGUUUUAGUAACUAUCGACGAACACGGACAAAUACAACCUCUCGAUAGCAAUACACUUAUGUCGUUGGAAGGUACCACACAAAAUCCCGAUGGUACAAGAACUCUGUAUAUAGAUCCCAGUUCGUUAGGAGAAGCUGGCACGUUAGACAAUAUCGUUCUUCAAUUUGACAAUGGUGUAUUGCCUCAAACCAGUGCUACAGAAACGACACAAACAAUAAUAUCAGAAAGUUUUCCUACCUCGGAAGUGAUACAGACAUCGAAUCAAGAUAUUUUAGCAGCCGCGUUAGCGAAUACAGAUUUCCAACAAGAAAUUAGUCUAACAGAAAAUCCUACUGGAAGCAGCCUGAUGCCAGUAACCACUGGUUUGACUCAGACAAGCUUGAUCAAUCAGACUAUCUUACAAUCGACUAUCAUACCACCUACAGAACCAAUAUCAUCUCCCUCAGUGCUCGAAACUUCGUUAACUUUGAAUCAGCCUAUAAUGACACCUUUAGAGGUACCCAGCAAUUUACCAAUACAAUCGGAAUCGACCUCAACAUCCGCUGUGGCGACUAUUCCAUCAUCUCUUGAGUUACCAAUAACGAUCACGAAUCCGAGUAUCUCGUACAUUUCAACGGGGGAAACGCAAAUUCAGAUUCCUGGUAAUUCCAUGCCAGAUAUCGGAGAAAUUAUGGAGACCCCGACUACAGUGACAGAAAUCGCACGAACAGAAAUUCCUCCGAGUACUCAGUACUUGGUAUUGCCGAAUUUAGAAGAAAAUAUCACCGCGGAAACUUCGAGCGUGCAGACCGAUGCCAUUUCAAUGCCUAGCGUUUCGUAUUCAGUUUCGAUACCAAACAACAUUGUGUUAGAAGGCUCACAAGUUCAAACCACGCCUUCGAUGCCUAUAAUAGACGACACGUAUACCGAGAACAUGCAAUUCGGCUCUACGAUGGAAUCAUCGAUGACAACGGAAGAAACAUUCACGAAUGUUCCCGUUUCCGAGAUGAUUGUUUCGAAAUCUACUGCUCCUACAGACAAUACAAAAUCGGAAAAUAUUACCGUAACAUCAGAGAUCGUAGAAUCUCAUGACGUUCCUGCACCUUCACAAGAACCGAUUAUAUCAACAAACGAAUCAUCGAUCUUGAACGAAGAAGAGGAUGUAGCAAUGGAAGAAGUGUAUUCUUCGCAGGUUUCUGAUAAGUCAGACGUUGUGACUUUCGACCAAGCACAUAGUAAAGAGGAGACAAAAGUUAGCGAAAACGAAGAAGCUAGUAAUAAUAAUGAUACAGUACGUACACAAAUUGCGGAGCAGCCAGAUGAUGCAAUGACGAGUAAUAUGUUGAUAAUUGAUGAAAAUGCUUUAGUUAGUUCUAAGUCAAAUGUGAACGUGUCUGAAGAACAUGCAAACUUUGAAGUCACGAAUUCGAACGAAGUAGACGCGAAUAGUUCACAAGAAUCGAAGACUACUGAGAAGUGUGAAAAAACACCUUUCGAUGACCCGUCUGACAAAAUUCACUCGCCUGUGUCCGAAGAACAGCCAGCAACAUCAAACGAGGUAGAAGCUGCUCAAGGGGGAUCACCCAUUUUACCUACAGAAUCACUGAAUCGCGUGGAGGAUCAGAGUAUGGACAUAGACGAGACUAUCGAGUCGAAAAUUUACGGUACACGCGGUCUGAAGAAGAUGGAUGAUUCUCAAAGAGAUGAGCCCUCGUCUCAAGGAGAAUCAAACCUGGUUGAAAAAAAUCUGAAGUUACAUUAUGACGAAGCCAGCGCAGAGGCUGGUCAUGAAACACCAUCGCAAUCGUAUGAACAGUUUGGAAUAAGGAUGUCUACCGAUUCUACUGAUUUACCUAGUCAAUCUGCUACGAAAUCCGAAAAUUCACGAGAACCUUCUCAAUCGAUAACUUACGAACCUAUGGAUGUAGACGAGGAGGCUACCGCGACGGAACCGCCGACCCAAUCGUUCGAACACUCGGAGAUAAAUGAAGCUUCUCAAUCCUACGAGAAUUCUGCGGAGGAAGGUACAAAUACACCUACUCAAUCCUAUAACGAACUGAUGCAAGGCCAAGAGGAAAAAUCAGCUAUCGACGAGGCGAUCGAUGAUCAGACGUUUCCAACGCAGAGCUACGAGGUCGGUAAGCCGGAGAAUAUCCAAGAAAAUUUAGAAAUUGACGCCGAGAUCAGUCAGGAGGGCAACAUGCCGUCUCAGUCUAACGACAUUGGUACCGAUGGUAUUGGUACAUCUUCGGUUUCUACGAAUAACUCCGGACUUAACGAAGACGAAACUGCAAGUUCGUCUUAUGUUCCAGAAACUCCCGAGAAUCAAGAAAGGGAUCCCGAUCAGGAAAGUGCAAUAAGUACGUCGUCUUGCGAGAUUCCGCCGUGCGCUGAAUUGAAUAUCGCAUCGUCCAGCGCGGAGCACACUAGUAUCCAUGACAAUGGAGUACCUGAAAUACCUACGUCGUCGUAUAAUUUGAAUCCGGACAUCACGUCGACUCAUGUAGAUUCCGUGCCGACCUCCAGUUACGAAGAACAAAACGUGUCAACUUCGUACGAGGUGCCGAUCUCCAUGCCUGGCCUAGAGGAGAAUCCAUCCCAGAAUUUUGUUACAGAGAGCACGGAUCAUAGAAACGAACCAUCCAGUUAUUACGCGCAUCACCAGGAAGUGACUGCGAGUUAUUACGAAUCCGUUGGGCAAGAGACAAAUUCAAGACUGGAUGGAGAUCCACAGGAGGAAGUUACUCCCAGUUAUUACGAUGGUAACCCGCAGGAAGCGAGCCAAAGUUACUUUGCUCCAGAGGAAGCUACGCCGAGUUACUCCAGCCACAAUGUCUCGCCAAGUUACUAUGACCAUAGACCAGAAAGUGAGGCGAGUCAGAGUUAUUACUCCGCGGACGACAUAGACAAAUCGGAGCAAUCUUCCUCGCAGAAUAUCGAGGCGUCGCAGAGUUUCUAUCAGGAACAAUCCGACGAAUUGAAAUUGACGCAACAAGGAGAAGCCACGCCAACAUACACGGAAAGGUAUCCAGUUGAUUAUACGUUGGAAAAUUCACCGAUAGAGAGGCACGAUCUUGUAGAAAGUUCUGUACCAGCCACCAGGCCUACAGAGAGGUAAUAUAUUCUACCGGGGAAUAGCAUUUCGCUAUAAAAAAUUUUUAAAAAGUCCUUGUAUGCGCGAAUUGAUGGACGCGACAGCCAUUGGUAGAUAAACGUAAGUCUAUUUUCAAUUGUACAUAUAAUGUUAAGAUAAUAAAUAAUUAGACAUAAGAUUAAAGUUAGAUUCUUACAGUAAUUUAUAUAUAUAUAUAUAUAUAUAUGUUCAAAUGCGUCGUAUACAUAAAUAUACACGUAUUGUUACUACAUAUGUGUGUAUAUAUGCAUAUACCCACAUCAACAACGGAUAUAAUCCGUAAUAGAAUUUGGUAUUUAAGCAUUGCAAUUACAAAGGAAAAUUAUGGUUAAAGACAUUAUGAUUUCGUGCAUGUCGUCUUGUUUAAUUCAUUGACAUCUGAACAUAUUAAAUUAGAUUAUCAUCCACUACUUUCUUCUUUCUUUAUUUCAGCUGCAUAUAUUAAUAUAUCUGCAUACAAUUUUGUUAUACAGAAAAUUCAUUAUACUUUUUCUUUUAAUGUAAUAGAAAAUAAUUAUUACAAAGUUUUGCAAGAAGUCAGUGGAGUAGUAGUAUCAAGUUGUAAUUCGUAAUACUUCUUUUUCUACGAUAGGCAGCAAGAGUAUUUGUGUGCUAUCAGCAGUUUGUUUAGCAUGUACAUUAUGCGGUCAUAAAAUAGAGUGUUUAUAUCUUAUCGUUGAUUUUUGAUCAAAAUAAGACACAUGAAAUAUAUGUGACUUCACUACUACUCCGUAGUACCGAUUUGUAAUGAGAGAUCUCUUCUCCGACAUGAGAAAAUAUGUGCUUGGAUAAUUGUAUAAAUGCACAAUGUAUCUUCAUUAAAUUAUCGAGAAUGUACGUACUCAGCUUAUUUGAUGACAUCAAACAGAGACUUUCUUGAGAAUUAUCUUUGAAGACCUACUUUUGUUCAAACAAAUUCUCAUCCGUAACCACUCGUAGAUUAUUUGUUACGAGAAAAGUCAUCGUGUAAUAAUUGUAUAGAUAAUUGGAUAUAUCAAAUACGGAUGAACUGAGUCAUCAAAGUACAUUGUUUAUUUCCAGAUGAAUAAUUUAAAAAUAAAUGAGUCGAUUAUUUCACUUAUAAUAACGUGUAAUCUGUGUGUUGAAGAAAUGUAAAGAAUAAAUGAAGUUAAUAGCAGAUCUGUCUUGUUUGAAACACAUCAAAAAAUUUAAAUUGAAAAUGAAUUGAAUAAAUUAGUGAGGAUACACAAUUCAUUGUAAAUGAAAUUAUUUUACUUGUGUAAAGUAGCCAAAUCAGUCUAAAUAUCACGUAUCCUACACAUAAAUAAAUUGUAUAUACCUAUGCAUACGUAUAUUGAAUGCAUUAGACACAUACAUUUUUAUACUUUUAUUUAAUUUGGAUUAGAAUAAUUCGUUUUGCUAAUUGAUUAAAAAGGUUUUAUAAAACUUUCAAAGAAGACAGAUUUGCCAACGUAUUCUAAUAAGAACGAAUAUAUUAUAUAUUCUUUAUAAGCUGAUGUUAUUAAAAAUAAAUUUGUUUUUAUUUCUUGAAGCGUUUUCAAUCAUGAUUGCGCAUGUAUAUAUUAUGUUAUUGUUGCGAAGAGAAAAUUAUCAACUACCAUACGUCGUGCUUGAAUUGACAAAACUUUAGCCAGAUGAGGUUUAAAAUAUUGUCGGGACUGAAAUGUUAAUAUCCUUUAAUCGCUGUUUCAAUCUACAUAUACAUACAUAAAUACAUGUGUACAUAGAUCCUCCACUGGAGACGAUAUUAUAAAGAUUUCUGUACCUAUAAAUAGUAUAUAACUGUGAAAUGAGGAAAAUAUAUAAUUACAUUUUUUAGCGAAAACUUUCUAAUACAAUCGUAAGUUGGGAUAUAUAUUGCUUCAUCGAAGUAAUCGAAUUUAAAUGGCAUAAAGUGAUACCGAUUAAAAUUAGCGUUACUGGCGUUCUCAUAUGGAUAACAAUUUGAUAUUUUUCAUCACUAACAAUAUUACCUUUUUAUUUCUACAGUGUGCACUACAUACACGAUUGUAACUAAGAGAUAAAAAUAAAUAUAUAAAUAUUUACGUAACAAAUUAUAUGAUA